Scylla paramamosain (green mud crab) is the source of this 1547-nucleotide messenger RNA. Its product is annotated as transcriptional repressor protein YY1-like. Lineage: Eukaryota; Metazoa; Arthropoda; Malacostraca; Decapoda; Portunidae. The transcript has 5 exons. Gene Ontology annotation, biological process: regulation of transcription by RNA polymerase II. Gene Ontology annotation, molecular function: RNA polymerase II cis-regulatory region sequence-specific DNA binding; DNA-binding transcription factor activity, RNA polymerase II-specific. The coding region runs from base 93 to 1181 and encodes 362 amino acids. Gene Ontology annotation, cellular component: chromatin; PcG protein complex; transcription regulator complex. The record is from RefSeq and is a predicted model, not a curated record.
GGGAGUCUGUGGGAGAGGAGGAGGUGGCGGUGUGAUCUCGCUCUCUCUCUCCCUCUCUUUUUCUCCUACUGUAUCCCUUCCUUCCCGCUGCCAUGUCGUCCUCUGAUUUCGUGACGGAGGUGGAGGUGCAGCCGGAGAUCCAGGAGGUGGAGAUCGAGGCCAUCCCGGUGGACAUGCCCGUGGAUGCGAUAGAGACCUACGAGGGGGAGCCGAUCAUCUCCCUCCAGCAACUACCCGAGCCCGGCCGAGAGGAGAUCAUUUUCCAGACACAGGAGGAGGUUGUGGGCGAGCAGGAGAUCCCAUAUGAAAUUCCAGUGCCCGUUGAGAAUGAUGUGUGCGUUGAGUCGUCCCCAGGCCCUUCCAAGCGGCAGAAAAAGGGGCAGAAGAGAAGACGUGAGGUGAUAGAGGACUUCACAGCGACCACCUCCCUGGGACAGAAAUGGGAACAGAAGCAGGUGCAGAUUAAGACGCUGGAGGGCGAGUUCUCCGUCACCAUGUGGUCUUCAGGCGUCGACGAAGGUAAUGAAUGGUGCUUUCCAGAUGAGCUGAGUAACCCUGAGCCAGACCCAGACUACACUGAGUAUAUGACGGGUUCCAACAAGAAGCUGGCAGGCAUCCCCGGUGUGGACCUCUCCGACCCCAAGCAGCUUGCAGAGUUCGCCAAGAUUAAGCCCAAGAAAGCCAGCAGUGAUGAUAUAGCGCGCACCAUAGCCUGUCCACACAAGGGCUGCAAUAAAAUGUUCCGUGACAACUCCGCCAUGAGGAAACACUUACACACACACGGCCCACGCGUCCACGUGUGUGCAGAGUGUGGCAAGGCCUUCGUGGAGUCCUCCAAACUCAAGAGACACCAGCUGGUACACACCGGAGAGAAGCCCUUCCAGUGUACGUUUGAGGGGUGUGGGAAGCGGUUCUCUCUGGACUUCAAUCUGCGCACCCACGUUCGCAUCCACACAGGUGACCGGCCCUACGUGUGUCCCUUCGAUGGCUGCAACAAGAAGUUUGCCCAGAGCACCAACCUCAAGUCACACAUUCUGACACACGCCAAGGCAAAGAACAACAUGAGAGCAGCCACCAGUAGCACUCCACAGUAUGAAACCGACUACAACUCAACUCAGCAGUAUGUCCAAGUAGAAAUGCCCUCACCAGAUGACCAGCAGUUUGUCAUCUACACCAGCUAAUCCCUACAGGAGGAGGAGGAGGAGGAGGUGCAGGCGUAGGAUGAUAUCUUCACCGGGAGGGGGGAGGGAGGGAGGGGAUUGGGUAGGGAAUAGAUUUAAGCCUGCUUGUGAGAUGCAAUAUUUGUGUCUCUGUGGUUUUUGAGGAUUUACUGUGUUUAUUUGUGUGUAAGUAUGUGUGUGUGUGUGUGUGUGUGUGUGUGUGUGAAGAUGGAUCCUGUGAUUAUAUAUAACAGUUGACUGAGAAAACCCACUAGCUGGUAGGUCUUUCCAUACAUGUCAUGGGAUGUAAAAAGCUUAUUCUCUUAAUCUGCUGUUUGGUUCAGUUCACUACAAGUGUCUGCAGUAAAUAAAUUUCUCCCUUUUUCA